GCGUCUCCUCCCCCGUCUCCUCUUCCCCCGUCGCCUCCUCCCCCGUCUCCUUCUCCCCCGUCGCCUCCUCCCCCCAGCGUCCCGCCGCCCUCUCCUCCCCCGCCCUCCCCCCCCGGCGGCAACAAGCCUUCUCCUCCUACCCCAGUCACCAAGCCCUCGCCCCCUUCGCCUAAGUCGCCCCUUCGCCCCCCUCCCACCGCCUUCCCUUACUGCAACUGCGACACCUUCUCCACCAGCUCCUUCCCCUGGCGCAUGAGCGUGCUUAACAAGACCGCCAUCACCAUCAACGGUGUGGCCGCCGAGCGCAUCUGCCUGAAGCUCUACGUGGACGCCAACGCCGCCGCCGCCUGCAACAACCAGUGGGGCUGCUGCAAGCAGGACCUGCAGCGCUUCGAGCUGCUGGCCAACGGCGCCUGCAAGGGCUCCAUCACCCCCUUUACCCUCACCGGCACCACCGACAUCAAGUCCUCCUUCCUCUGGGACUCCACCCGCCCCGUCCUCAAGUUCACCAACAUCAACCUGCCGUACGCUACGGGCGUUACCGGCGGCGCGAUGUGCUUCUCGCUCAAGGGCCCUGGUUGCACCAAGCUGUCGCAGCUCUGCCCCGGCGGCUCUUGCCUGGCUGCGGUCUUCAACCCCCCGGGCAACAACUGCUGCCCCAAGGUUACCCUUACCGUGUAAUUGGUUUUGAACAUGGUGACUGAUUAAGUUGCGCGCGCGUGAUGGAAAGCGUUGUCUUUUGACACAGCAUUAAUUUGGUGACAGAAAGUUCUUAUGAAUUGUGUUGGAACGUAUAAAUGCAUAGGCGCGGGUUUGAGGGGUGGUGGUGAAAGGGUGCAGGGUUUUAUGGGAAACGUACGGUUUCCCGGUGCUAUAAGGGUGGAGCGUGCGGUUUAAUUGAUGCGGUAGCUUUCCUUGGUAGCUCCUUUGCUCUCCUUCACAUCUUGAUAAAUAACAGAAGUUGGUUUGUACGUGCAUAUGACAAACUUUCGCGCAGGGGUUUGUCCUGGAAUUUAUGUUUGAAGACCUCGAAGUCUUUGCGGCGAUGGUUGCAGCAGUGAUGAUAUGACCGUACGCUUCAUCGUGAGCGAAGCGCCCCAAAAGGGAAGCUAUGCAGGUUGCCUGUCGCAGGUGUUCCCUGCAGCUUAGGGAACUACUGGUUAAUAUGUGUUGCCUUGUGUGAACAUGAUUUGUACGCGCACAGCGUGCAUUGACCUGCACCUGCUGUCUCACCAAGUCACCAAGUUGCAUCUCAACCAACGUGACAACGGUGCCGUCCAUCUUGCUCCAGAUUGGAUGCUUGGAUUGCAGUCCUGCGAUUAAGGACAAUGUUUAGACCGGUUGUUCGCAGCAGGGGUGUCCGCGCAUCUGACGAGAGAGCAUGCUUAAGAGCGUUGCAGCACGCUGGUUGCUUUUUGUCUGUCCGUGCGACGUUUGGUCGGUUGCGUGUGACCUGCAUGUUAACCCUAUGGGCGCCGGACUGAUUGGGGAGAGGACUGUUGCGACGAUGUACGACGUCUUUGUUGGCUUC
Messenger RNA from Astrephomene gubernaculifera, 1531 nucleotides. NCBI's taxonomy places the organism in Eukaryota, Viridiplantae, Chlorophyta, Chlorophyceae, Chlamydomonadales, Astrephomenaceae. The record is from the annotation of a GenBank genome assembly.